This is a messenger RNA of Mya arenaria, 1462 nucleotides long. RefSeq lists its product as uncharacterized. Bases 58 to 573 code for a protein of 171 amino acids. Lineage: Eukaryota; Metazoa; Mollusca; Bivalvia; Myida; Myidae. The record is from RefSeq and is a predicted model, not a curated record. The transcript is spliced from 3 exons.
AUAAUAACGAUUGUCUUGCGCAUAGUUGCAACAACAAAUCUAUUAAGUAUAAAGGCAAUGUCCGGAAGAAGUUCAAAAAUGAAGGUGCUUUUGGUAACUCUUACCUGUUUGGCACUUUGCCACGCCCAGGCUCCAGCCACGAGGACAAAAUCACGCCGUGGCCCGCCGCCAUCGUGGAAAGCCGCGGCACCGCCAGCAUCCGCGGGCGCUCCGAUCAAGUACAGACCGUUCGCCCCGCCACCCAGACGUAAUGACGUGAAAGACGUCCGGGACAACUUCGGUCGCCGUCUACCAGUUCUGGAACCCGCGCCACUUUCCGCGUAUCCACCGCCGCCGUCGCCCAUGAUCCGCGGACCUCCGCCACCAAGACGUUUUGUAAACCCACCAAUUCCACGAAACCCCCUGCCGCCAGUUCGAACAAAGAGUAUUGGAUUCAUCGGCAGACCCAUCGUCGACGUCCCGCCGCCCAUGGUUCCGGUGACGGACCCACCCACGCCACCGCCGACAUACCCACCACAAGUGUACGAGCCUCCGUCACCGGAUGCAAACAAGGAGGAGGAAGAGGAGAGCUAAGCCCUUCGAUGUUCGUCUGUCUGCUUGUCGGCUGAUAGCUUUCAUAGACUUUACAUAUAUACUCAACGUAAACAUAUUAUAGGACAAUUGUUUGUUUCAUCGUUAUAUCGCCUGAUACAGUACACCGUAGUGUUGUGCCGAUGCUCGAUUGUAAUCGACAAUUGAUCGCAAAGGCCUACGUCGGCGACAAUCGAUAGAGAAAUUUGAAUACUGUAAUCGAUUAUAGAAACAAGGGACGUAACCGCUACAGACUUAUUUUCUUUUUCUGGUUAAUGCUAGUUGAUGUUGAAAUGUUAAGGUGUUACUAUGUUGUUAUCUAGUCAUAUUCAUGUCAGUAGCUCACUACAGUACCUGAUUACAAAUUGUCUUUGUAAUUCAAUUGCUAAAGGAUUGAUUCUAACAUUUUAAUGUUUGUCGUUUAAGUGAUUUUAAAACAUGUUACCGUUUAUGCACCAGUCAAUUGUAACCACGGCCACCCCAGGUCCACGGGGUAUACCGGGGAUAGCCGGGGAAAUGGGCCGUGUUUUUACCUUCCAUGUGGCCCCGCUGUGCCGGGUGAAUGCGGUGGUUUUGUAUUCACGCCAAAUAUAGCGGGGAAUGUGCCUUCCUAAGGGUUCCUGGGGUUCGGGGGCAUUUGGCGGGGAUUUUGCCAUCAGUUUGUCCCCGCAGGGCGGGGGUUUUACCCGGGCUUGGAUGGACCGAAAUUCAAAGUCCCCGCUAUUCCCCGGACCUGGAGGGGCCGUGGUUACAACUGACUGGUGCAUUACUUCUUACAUUGUAAGAAUUUAGUUUUCUCAGUUUUCUGAAAGAAAAUAUUCUUGUUUACCAUAUGGAAUAUUCAACUGUUUGUUGUACUUGUUACUGACUGAUUACUAAAAUGAAAUUGAUA